AUGGACAGCCGUGGGCCAGAGGAGGGAGGGUCGGCUCUCAGCACCCCCUCACCCCCUGAGGAGGCGGAGGAGGGGGGCAGGGUGCCCCCUAAUGAGAAGGGAGAGGUCAGGGAGAGGCUGCCCCUGUCUGUCCAGCCUGCACCCCUCUCCUCCCAGCCCCAGCUACAAUCCUCCUCCUCCUCCUACGUGCCCGCCCAGCCUAAACUCAAUGGGGGCCAGCAGGCCUCUGCCGGGGUGCUUCCCCAGUUCCAUCCCCAGUUCAGGGGCAUGAUGCCACCCUACGUAAGUGAUUGACUGAAUGAUUUAUUGAUUUUACUUCGGGUAUAAAAAUACAUGGAAUUACUUACCUGAUAUGGGAUAUUUCCUUGACAAUAGUUGCUAGUUUGCUACAAAUGUCUAUGACCUUGCAGAGUAGGAUUCUCCUGGUAAUGGCUGUUUUCCUGUUCUAGAUGUUCCAUGCAUACCCCAGAAUGCCCUUUGCUCCAGUGCCAGGGAACAUCAGAUACCCUGUUCCACAGGAUGGAGCCAGGUGAGUACACACACACUCAUAAACACACACACACACACUCUCCUACAUCCCUACACACUCAUCAUUAUUACCACAUCAUAACCUUGAGUUCCUAGACCUCUCAUCAUCCAUUCCCCAGUGAACUGACCCUCUUGUGUGUGUUGUGUCCCCAGGAGGGUCCGUCCCCAGCAGGGGCCCUCCCAGGCCUGGCUCAAGGAUCCAGACAGACCCUCCAUCAUCAGCGCCACAGAGCUCAAAGAGCUCGACAACCUGGACACUGAUGCUGACGAGGGCUGGGCUGGUAAUACUCAUCUGUAUUUAUACAUUUUUUACAUCACGUUUUAUUAGCAUUUCAUUGAAAGUCCAUGUAAUGGUAACUCUCCUCAUCUCUCUCUGUCUGUUAUCCAGGAGCUCAGAUGGAGGUAGACUACACAGAGAAGCUCAACUUCAGUGACGAUGAGGAGAACCAAGCCGCCAAGGAGAAAGGAGAAAACUGGUGAGUCUCACUGAGGAAGGUGCUUCCUUUUCUGCCUCACUACCUGGGUGUGACAGACGGGGUUUGUCCUGGGGUAUCUGUACUCCUCGAGACUGUUAGCGUGCUGAGCUUAAGCCUAGGCAUUACCAUGUAGCGCUAACAAAAGACUAACCAUCGCACUCUCUCUCAGGGAGUGGAUCGGUAAAGUGGAGCGGAUGAGGCCACCGCGCCCCUCAGACGGCCAGGAGGGCAGCAAAGGCUCAUGGGUAGAUAGAAGGGACCCCAGGGCACCCUCCCCAGGCAGUAUGGGACAGUACAAGACCGGCCCACCACAGGACUACCAGGUGAGGCUGAGGAUGGUUGGUUGACUCAGUAUGGGGUAUGUUUGAUUUGAUGGAGGAGUCCUGGACUAAUGCGCCAUCAAGAGCUUUACUAUAAAAGUUCCCUUUGGAUGUUUGAGAACUUAUUUCAUCUUUCUCUCUAUCUCUCCAGGGUCAGCCAGGUGUGCGCUCGGUAGGCAGCGGAGCCCCUCGUGUGGCCAAACCCCCCACCACAGCUCCCCCUGGCGAGGAGGAGUCAGAGGCCUGGCGCCAGAAACGCAAGAAGCAGGACCUGUCGGAAGCAGUAGAAAGAGCCAGGCGGAGGAGAGAAGAGGAGGAGAGGAGGAUGGAAGAGCCGAGACUCGCCGCCUGCGCAGAGAAACUCAAGCGCCUUAAUGAGAAACUCCGCCCUGCACCAGAGGCCACGCCCGUCCCUGCUGCAGAGACAACCAAUGAAGAGACGGGAGCUGUGCAUGAAGACACACCCCCUUUGUCUGUUCCUCCCCCUGUCUCCAACCCUGCACCUUCACAGCCUCUCCCUCUGCCACAGACCCCGACCAUACCAGCCCCUCUCCAAGACAGAGAGAGGAUGGAAAGAGAGAGGGAAAGGAUGGAGAGCGAGAACGAGAGGGUGGAAAGAGAGAUGGAGAGAGUAGAGCCUAGUGCGGAGGAGAGUCAGUUUGUGCCUCGCCAGCACAGCCCUCCAGUCCAGAGACCAGUGUCCAUAACCCCAGAGCCUCAGCUCGGAGAGGGCCCCCUGGUUGAGGUGGGCCCCCUGGUGGAUGAGAGCCAGACUGAGAGACUGAUUCCCAUGCCUAUCCGAGAAUACUUCAGCGCCGAUGAGAGUAGAGGUGAGCCCUCUGGCAGAGCCCUGUGUUUGCACCAACAUAAAUUAACCAGUUACUUUACCUCCCACAGUUUCACUCCCAGCAAAGCCAAUCUUUCUGUUUAUUUCAAUGACGAGGUUUAGGUUUACAGUGUGACUGACUACUGUCUUGCUCUCUAGUGGAGGAGCAUGUGCCCCUGUCUCUGCCCUGUAUGGACCCUCCCAUUGGAGAGGAUGCCCCGGUGGCCCCCCCAGACCUGGAGGGAGAGGCGGGGGCUGCCAUGCGCCCCUCUCUCACCUCGGGAUACUCCAAACAGUUCCAGAAGUCUCUGCCCCCACGCUUCCUCAGGCAGCAGGUAUUGGACUGGUGUUGCUCUGUGUUUUUAUACACAAUGUCACAUCCAAAGUUCCUCUUGGGAAAAGUCAAGUUACCAAAUAAGUUAAAUUCCAUCUCUGGACUAUGGAAUCCUGAACUUUUAAUGUUGUCCAUGUCAUUUUGAAGAGGAAUGCCCUGAAUCCAACUCUUAACCUCUCUUUCUCCUUGCAGGAGCAGAUGAAGCAGCAGCAGUGGCAGCAGCAACAGCAGCAGGGUGGUGGUGGAGGCGGUGGAGGCGGUGGCGGUGGUGGUGGUGGGGCUGUGUCCCCAUCAGGAGGAGGUGGAAGUGUAGCUACCCCCCAGCAGCAGCACCGCUCCCUGUACCAGCCCAUCGGACCCCCUCACCAUCAGCAGCAUCUGGCUAACAUGGGCUUUGACCCCCGCUGGCUCAUGAUGCAGUCAUACAUGGACCCCCGCAUGAUGUCUGGAAGACCAUCGCUCGACAUGCCAAACAUGCACCCUGGACCUGGUAUGGAGAUAUUGACGUACUGAUACGUGUGUGUGUUUUCAGUUUAGCUUAGCUUUUCUUCUGUGGGUGUUGAUGCCCUGUGAGUGUUUUGGUGUAAAUAGACAUACAUUUUUAUAGCGUAUACUGUAUAUAAACUGUAAAAGGUAAUCAUUUUGACCGGCUGUCCCCUUCUCCUUGUCUCCAGGGCGGAUGGCUCCUAAGCAGAUAGUUCGUAGAGAGCCAGGGGACAGGUCCAGCUCCAGUUCUGACUCCUUUGACCACCUGACCAGGCCUAUACGGGACCACAGUCUCCCCUCUGAACCACGCACGGUGUGGGGGUCUGACCCCUACGCCCAAACUGAACCCCUGCCCUCCGCCACACCCCCUAAAGGACGGGAGGACAAGGACACCAGGUGAGGGGACAACACAAUAAUCAGGCUGAAUCUCAAUACACACCUGCUUUCCUCACCUCCACAGUGCAUAUUGAGAGGCAGCCACUUCUGUCAUCAAAUGUGGUCCAAUUGUCCACCAUGUUUGCUGCGUUUUUUAUUAAAACAUCUCUCUCGCUCUUCCCCAGGUUGGACUCUGGGUUGGAGCUGGACCGGGGUUCCCCAGCCAUUUACCCCAGCAAGGAAAUCAGUCCUCUUGAGCCCCGCAGCAAGACUGACUUCUUCAGAAACCCCACAGAGCCCCUGUCAGGGUUCGGCCCAGGCCCAGAGGAGGCUACAGGAUCCCUGCAGACAGAGAGAGGGCCUGGUGGGUCCCCCUUUGAGCCAGAGGAGCCUGGCUUGCCCACUGGAGUGGAGGUUGAGGCUCUGGGACAGGCCAUGCUACAGAGGACCAUCUCCCAGGGCUCCAGCCACUCCCUCAAACUGGAUGAGGCCAUGUUCGACAGCCUCCCCCUGGGCACAAAGACACUUGAGCUCCAGGAUGCAGGGGAGAGGCCAGGCCCAGACGAACUGAAGGCCAGGAAAGAGCCUUUCUCCCAGGCUUCUGUGGCCAACAACAGGCCCACUCCUCCAUCCGACAUCCUCCACAAGCCAGAGAAGCUGCCCCUGCCAGCCCCUAGCAAGCAGAAGAAUGAGCUGCGCUUGGGAGGGAGGUCAGUGGCCAGCCGGAGGGACGGGCCAGGGGGAGAGAGGCCUGUACGCAGGUCUGGACCCAUUAAGAAACCUGUACUCCGAGACAUGAAGGAAGAGAGAGAGCAGCGGGAGGAGAGAGAGAGACACAGAGAGAGAGGGGAAAGAGGGGAGAGACCCAAGAAGGAGGAGCGAGGAGGAGUGAAAGCUGCCUCUGCGGCUGCUGCUGUGUCUGGGGGCCCCAGGGACAGGCCCCAGGGAGAAAGAGAGAAGGACAGGGAGAGGGAUGGGAAGAGGGAGGCCCCUGAGACCGAGGAGGGGUCUGUGAAUGGCCCCCAGAGAUCCAGAGACACACAGGCCCUGUCAGGAGCACCGACACCAGCCUCCCAGGACAACAAGACAGACAAACCAACGACCAAUGACAAACACCCUGAACCUAAACUAUCCUGUAGGAAGGAGUCCAACCUGCCUCCACGGGCCUACCGCCGUGAGGAGAGAGAGAGGGAACGGGAGAGAGAGCGAGAGAGGGAAAGAGAUCGGGAGAGAGAGAUGGAGAGGGACAGAGAGAGAGACUGGCCGGCUGAUGGUUUUAGAGCCAGAGGCAGAGGGGAGUACUACUCUCGAGGACGGAGUUUCCGGGGGACUUACAGUGGUCGAAAUAGAGGUGGCCGGGGUCGUAGUCGAGGGGAGUACCCUUACCGGGAGCCGCGCUCACGCUCAGACCUCCCCGCCAUUGGUGGCGGCAUUGCCUUCCGCUGCUGCCGUGAAGAGAGCGAGACGCGCAGCGAGAGCUCUGACUUCGAAGUAAUGCCCAAACGCAGGAGGCGUCGUGGCUCCAAUACCGACUCGGAGAGUGAAGGAGGACGCGAGUCCGCUAGCGACACGGGGGCUUCAGACCGUGAGCUCAGCGCCAAACCACCCCGCCCGCUCCGCAGGGAACUACCAGGAGAGCACCGCUCCGGACCACACAAACCUGGCUUUGGACCCCCUCACCUGGGGGAGAAAGGAGGGCUCAGGGGAGGAGAUGAGGAGGGUAGGCCCAAGCCAGGCUUCCUGCCCAAAGGAGAGCCGUCACGGCGGGGGAGAGGGGGCCUGUACAGCAGGCGAGGGGGAGCCAGGGAGAGAGGGGGUACUAGGUCAGCUCCUCUCAGACGACCAGGAACCAGAGAGUUGUCCUCCCUGUGGCCCUCUAAACCUAUGGAGACCUUCCGCCCUGAGGACACAGAACCUUCAUCACGCUACGACAACCGGGACACCCACUCUGACCGACGGCCUGUACGAGGGGACAGAGACCGUCCUUUCGAGGUGAAGAAGUUUGGGGAGGGGGGACCCCAGAGUAGCAGAGACAGAGAGAGGCCCCGUCGCCCUCGCCCAGCCCGACCCCCCAGACAGGACAAACCCCCCCGCUUCCGGAGGCUGAAGGAGAGAGAGGCUGCAGUAUUAGCUGGAGGAGAGACUGGACCUGGACCUACCUCCACUGCCUCCCUCCCAGCCUUAGUGCGUGCCUCUGGGCCUGGCCCUGUCUCCCUGUCCCCUACCCUCUCCAGAGCUCCAGGGACCCCAGUCACCAUGCCUGUAGAGGGGGGACCCACAGCCGCUGACCUGCCCCUGACCUCUGAUCCAGCCCUGCCUGACGCCACCCCUACCACGACCUCUGCCGUGGGCACCAAGUCACCUGACCUUUCCAAUCAGAACUCUUCUGACCAGGCCAACGAGGAGUGGGAAACGGCGUCAGAGAGCAGUGAUUUUAACGAACGGAGAGAAAGAGAGGAGAGGAGGGGAGCGCUGGAGGCUGCUAACGCAGCUGCCCAGCCCUCGGCCCCAGCCCCCCUACCCCCUCAAGGCUCAGCACCCCCCAGUAGGACCCCCACUGAGGGAGGGGUGACGCCCAAACGCGAGGUAGCGGGCCCUGCCUGGGCCAGGAGGAGUUUCUCCAGUCAGCGUCCUGUGGAGAGGCAGAACCGCAGGGGGAACAGCGGACCCAAACCAGGCCGCGGCUACACAGGGGGGAAGGGAGAGAGGAGAGGAGGGGGCAAGGCUGGACGCAGAGGGUGAGUCAUCCACCAAUCACACACAGUGAUUUGGUUUGACCUUAUGCCUUGACUGUUUGCAUGUUAGAUCUACUCACAGUUAACAUAAUGAACAAUAUCGUAUUAUACAACCCAUAUUAUAAAACCUAACUCCAAUGCCAUGCUCCACUGUUUGUGUGUGUGAGGGAGCGAGAGAUUGUGAAAGCGAGAGAGCUGUGGAAACACAAUCUUCCUGAAGGACAAAUGUUUAAUCUCCUUUCGUAUCCUGUUUUAAUUGCUGGCUGUGUGUUUUGGUUUGAAGUUAUAUAUACAGUGGGGGAAAAAAGUAUUUAGUCAGCCACCAAUUGUGCAAGUUCUCCCACUUAAAAAGAUGAGAGAGGCCUGUAAUUUUCAUCAUAGGUACACGUCAACUAUGACAUACAAGUUGAGAAAAAAAAUCCAGAAAAUCACAUUGUAGGAUUUUUUAUGAAUUUAUUUGCAAAUUAUGGUGGAAAAUAAGUAUUUGGUCACCUACAAACAAGCAAGAUGUCUGGCUCUCACAGACCUGUAACUUCUUCUUUAAGAGGCUCCUCUGUCCUCCACUCGUUACCUGUAUUAAUGGCACCUGUUUGAACUUGUUAUCAGUAUAAAAGACACCUGUCCACAACCUCAAACAGUCACACUCCAAACUUCACUAUGGCCAAGACCAAAGAGCUGUCAAAGGACACCAGAAACAAAAUUGUAGACCUGCACCAGGCUGGGAAGACUGAAUCUGCAAUAGGUAAGCAGCUUGGUUUGAAGAAAUCAACUGUGGGAGCAAUUAUUAGGAAAUGGAAGACAUACAAGACCACUGAUAAUCUCCCUCGAUCUGGGGCUCCACGCAAGAUCUCACCCCGUGGGGUCAAAAUGAUCACAAGAACGGUGAGCAAAAAUCCCAGAACCACACGGGGGGACCUAGUGAAUGACCUGCAGAGAGCUGGGACCAAAGUAACAAAGCCUACCAUCAGUAACACACUACGCCGCCAGGGACUCAAAUCCUGCAGUGCCAGACGUGUCCCCCUGCUUCAGCCAGUACAUGUCCAGGCCCGUCUGAAGUUUGCUAGAGUGCAUUUGGAUGAUCCAGAAGAGGAUUGGGAGAAUGUCAUAUGGGCAGAUGAAACCAAAAUAUAACUUUUUGGUAAAAACUCAACUCGUGGUGUUUGGAGGACAAAGAAUGCUGAGUUGCAUCCAAAGAACACCAUACCUACUGUGAAGCAUGGGGGUGGAAACAUCAUGCUUUGGGGCUGUUUUUCUGCAAAGGGACCAGGACGACUGAUCCGUGUAAAGGAAAGAAUGAAUGGGGCCAUGUAUCGUGAGAUUUUGAGUGAAAACCACCUUCCAUCAGCAAGGGCAUUGAAGAUGAAACGUGGCUGGGUCUUUCAGCAUGACAAGGAUCCCAAACACACCGCCCGGGCAACGAAGGUGUGGCUUCGUAAGAAGCAUUUCAUGGUCCUGGAGUGGCCUAGCCAGUCUCCAGAUCUCAACCCCGUAGAAAAUCUUUGGAGGGAGUUGAAAGUCCGUGUUGCCCAGCGAGAGCCCCAAAACAUCACUGCUCUAGAGGAGAUCUGCAUGGAGGAAUGGGCCAAAAUACCAGCAACAGUGUGUGAAAACCUUGUGAAGACUUACAGAAAACGUUUGACCUGUGUCAUUGCCAACAAAGGGUAUAUAACAAAGUAUUGAGAAACUUUUAUUGACCAAAUACUUAUUUUCCACCAUAAUUUGCAAAUAAAUUCAUUAAAAAUCCUACAAUGUGAUUUUCUAGAUUUCUUUUCUCAUUUUGUCUGUCAUAGUUGACGUGUACCUAUGAUGAAAAUUACAGGCCUCUCUCAUCUUUUUAAGUGGGAGAACUUGCACAAUUGGUGGCUGACUAAAUACUUUUUUUCCCCACUGUAUAAAGCGAGUCAGGGUGUAUUUUUUGUCUGCUACUUCUCUACUGUGGCCUCUGGAGGAGAAUACACUGGGUACUCAUCAUUGCUCCCUUUCUGGUUGCAUCCCAAUAGUCUAAAGUGGUUUUCUUUCCUCGUCUCGUCUCCUCUCCUUCACCUGUACUGAUGUGAAAGCAAUGUCCUCCAUUACAUUACUAUAUCCUGGACUGAAACCACUGAAGAUCCCACAGUCUUUAGACCACCUUUUUUAUGAAGCUGCUGCUUCUCUGUACAGUGGCCUUGUGUGUCUCUAAUAUUUAUUUCUCUCCUCUCCUCCAGAGCUGCCCCUAACCCAGACUCAGCCCCAGGUGGGGGAGCAGUGCGCCCCGGGGGUAAAGAUCCAUCUGGACGCAGGAAGGACGAGGCCAAACAGACCAAACAGAAACCCAAGGAGAAGGAGAAUGCUUUGUUGCAGUUUGACCUCAACAACUACGCCAGUGAGUCACAUACACACCUGCUCAUACCCAUUGAGGCUAUCUAGUGUCCAUCUUGAAAUUUAUAUUUUUCCCAAAAUGCCACGAGUACUGUAAUGUCAUAUUGGCCCAAUACAGAUUCUAUUGUUCUAGAACUUAUACCAUGUCUGUGGAACUGAUGUGAUGUCACUUCCUGUGUGCUGUCCUAUAGGUGUGGUGAUCAUAGAUGACCAUCCAGAGGUGACGACCUUAGAGGACCCCCAGUCUAACACUGCAGACGACGGCUUCACUGAGGUGGUCUCACGCAAACAACAGAAACGACUACAGGACGAGGAGAGGAGAAAGAAAGAAGAACAGACUACACAGGUGAGAGGGAGGAGGGAUGCGGGAGAGAGGGAGUGUGCACUUCACCACUGGAAGGCAAUUACUCCUGUAUUGACUAGGGACACAUUGACACAAGACUCAUAUUCAAAUUGAGGACCAUAACAUCUGACAUCCCUAACCUGUAUGUUGUUGCAUUGUGUGUCCGUUUACAGCACUAUGGGAAGAAAGGACCAGGGGAGAAGGGGAGAGGAGGAGGAGGCAAGCUGCCUCCCAGAUUUGCCAAAAAACAGCAGCAGCAACAACAAGCAUCGCAACAACAACAGCAAGCCUCACAGCCACAGCCCCCACCUCCCCCCCAAAAACCCCAGCCCCAUCUCUCUGCCCCCCAGCUCCCUCCCCCCUCCCAGCCUGCUGCCUCUCCCCAGACUCUGGAGGGCUCUUUGGCCCACCUACCCUCUGCCCCGACCCCCACCACUGUGGACUUCACCUCUAAGAUCUCCCUGCCCCCUGUGGCCCCAGCCACGCAGCCCCACAGCACUCUGGGUACGGAACUCUGGGAGAACAAGGUGGCCGGAUCCACCAUCCUCCCCGACGUCAAGAAACGUGAGUCACACAACCGCAGGACACAGUCAUAUUUCACCAGAGAUUUACAUUUUAUUAGUGAAAACGUUUAAACUUGUCAUAAUAUGUUGUGUGUGUUUCAGUUGGACCUAUCAGCCCUCCUCAGCCUCCUUCAGUCAGUGCCUGGAACAAACCUCUCACCUCCUUCACUGGGGCCCUCAUUCCUGAGGUACAAACCUCCCUCUUUCUCUGCCUAGUAGCCAUCUUGCACAGUGUUUCACAACCUGUUUUGUACAACAGACUGACCAGCUAUGGGUCUGUUCUGUUUCAUUGUGGCUCUAAAAAAAGUAUUGUGUGUUGAAGGGACUAAAUCCUGGCUCAGAAGGCAGUGUGGAUCUGGGGAUGGACAGUAUCCAGUUUGGAGCCCCGUCCUCAUCUGGCAGUACAGACAGCGAUGGUGUACCAGCCAUUCUAGAGACUGGAUCUGACGACAAACUACCUGCUCCGAAAGAACAGAGACAGAAACAGCCCCGUGCCGGGCCCAUCAAAACACAGAAGGUAGGGUACAACACUGACUGACUGACUGACUGAAAUACUCAGAAAAUCGAUAGUGAUUGAUACGUUAUGAUUCUUCAUAGUUUUUUUUUUUUACUCUAACUUUAUCGCUCUCUUUCCCUCUCCCUCCCCAGCUCCCUGACAUGGAGCCAGUAGAGCCUAAGGAGUACAAGCCUGGCCCUAUCGGUAAAGAACGCUCCCUCCGUAACCGCAAGGCUAAGGACGUCUGCGGGGGGGAGGGAGAGGGUCUGGAUGGGGGGAUAGUACCAGGAGGGUCCAGCAGAGCAGUAGACUCAAGCCCCACCAACACAGACACCUCUGUUCCUGAGCUGGGGGGCGACAUUGAGGGGAUGAUCACCAUACCCUCUGCAGAGUACGCCAGCAGUUCCAAGGUGAGAGGGGAUGGGGUUGGUUGAAAUGGUAUACCCGAUAUGGCCACCAGUCUAUCCACCUCAGAACCCUGCUUUAAAUAGGAAUGUACAGGUAACUGCCAAAAUAAAGGAAACCCCAACAUUAAGUGUCUUAAAAGGGCGUUGGGCCAGAAUAGCUUCAAUGCACCUUGGCAUAGAUUCUACAAGUGUCUGGAACUCUAUUGGAGGGAUUCAACGCCAAUCUUCCACGAGAAAUUCCAUCAUUUGGUGUUUUGUUGAUGGUGGUGGAAAACGCUGUCUCAGGCACCGCUCCAGAAUCUCCCAUAAGUGUUCAAUUGGGUUGGGCUCUGGUGACUGAGGUAUAUGGUUUACUUCGUUUUCAUGUUUAUCAUACCAUUGUGACCACUCGUACCCUUUGGAUGGGGGUGUUGUCAUCCUAUGGAGGCAUAAUCACAGUAGCCAAAAUAAUGGCCUGCCAAGCAUUUGUACAGUGUUCAGACCCCUUGACUUUUUCCACAUUUUGUUACGUUACAGCCUUAUUCUAAACUGGAUUAAAUAAGAAAUUGUCCUCAUCAAUCUACACACAAUACCCCAUAAUGACAAAGUGAAAACAGGUUUUUAUAAUUUUUCUGCACAUUUAGAAAAAACAAAAAACAGAUACCUUAUUUACAUAAGUAUUCAGACCCUAUGCUAUGAAUCUCGAAAUUGAGCUCAGGUGCACCCUGUUUCCAUUGGUCAUUCUUGAUGUCUCUACAACUUGAUUGGAGUCCACCUGUGGUAAAUUCAAUUGAUUGGACAUGAUUUGGAAAGGCACACACCUGUCUAUAUAAGGUCCCACAGUUGACAGUGCAAGUCAGAGCAAAAACCAAGCCAUGAGGUCGAAGAAAUUGUCCGUAGAGCUCCGAGACAGGAUUGUGUAGAGGCACAGAUCUGGGGGAAGGAUACCACAAAAAUUCUGCAGCAUUGUAGGUCCCCAAGAACACAGUGGCCUAAAUCAUUCUUAAAUGGAAGAAGUUUGGAACCACCAAGACUCUUCCUAGAGCUGGCCACCCGGUCAAACUGAGCAAUCGUGGGAGAAGGGCCUUGGUCAGAGAGGUGACCAAGAACCCGAUGGUACCUCUGACAGAGCUCCAGAGUUCCUCUGUGAAGAUGGGAGAACCUUCCAGAAGGACAACAUCUGCAGCACUGCACCAAUCAGGCCUUUAUGGUAGAGUGGCCAGACGGAAGCCACAGUAAAAGGCACAUGACAGCCUGCUUGUAGUUUGCCUAAAGACACCUACAGACUCUCAGACCAUGAGAAACAAGGUUCUCUGGUCUGAUGAAACCAAGAUUGAACUCUUUGGCCUGAAUGCCAAGUGUCACAUCUGGAGGAAACCUGGCACCAUCCCAACGGUGAAGCAUAGUGGUGGCAGCAUCAUGCUGUGGUGAUGUUUUUCAGCGGCAGGGACUGGGAGACUAGUCAGGAUCAAGGGAAAGAUGAACGGAGCAAAGUACAGAGUUCCUUGAUGAAAACCUGCUCCAGAGCGCUCAGGACCUCAGACUGGGGUGAAGGGUCACCUUCCAACAGGACAACGACCCUAAGCACACAGCCAAGACAACGCAGGAGUGGCUUUGGGACAAGUGUCUGAAUGUCCUUGAGUGGCCCAGCCUGAGCCCGGACUUGAACCCGAUCUAGCAUCUUUGGAGGGACCUGAAAAUAGCUGUGCAGCGACGCUCCCCAUCUAACCAGACAGAGCUUGAGAGGAUCUGCAGAGAAGAAUGGGAGAAACUCCCCAAAUACAGGUGCGCUAAGCUUGUAGCAUCAUACCCAAGGAGACUCGAGGCUGUAAUCGCUGCCAAAGGUGCUUCAACAAAGUACUGAGUAAAGGGUCUGAAGACUUAUGUAAAUGUAAUAUUUCAGUUCUUAAUUUUUCAUACAUUUGCAAAAAUUUCUAAAAACCAAUUUUUGCUUUGUCGUUAUGGAGUAUUGUGUGUAGAUUGAUGACAAAAAUAUAACAAUGUUAUCAAUUUUAGAACAAGGCUGUAACUUAACAAUGUGGAAAAAGUCAAGGGGUCUGAAUACUUUCUGAAAGGACUGUAUACAUGAUGGGAUGUUGAUUGCUUAACUCAGGAACCACACCUGUGUUGAAGCACCUGCUUUCAAUAUACUUUGUAUCCCUAAUUUAAUUUAGUGUUUCCAUUAUUUUGACAGUUACCUGUGUUCCAUUCAUUACGAUUAUAUUGACAUCAUUUUGUUUCACCCCCCAUCAGGAGUCAGUGACUGACUACACCACCCCCUCGUCCUCUCUGGCUGACAGCGUUCCUACUGGAGGGAGUAAGAUGGAGGAGAGGCUGGUAGCCAAUGUGCCCCUGCCCCACUCUCUCCCUCGUAGAGAGGCCCUACAGCAGAGCUCCAGCCUCAGUACUGUCUCUCCUGCUAGUGUUGACCUCACACUGAAGGUAAUGUUACAAAAUCCAUAACUAGCCUACGGAUAUUGUUGCACUCACUUUGUCUAGGGGUCCUAGGCCUAGUUACUAGGGAUGUGACAAAUGCAAAAAAAAAUCUUAACGUUUAAACUGCUAUUUUUUUAUUGUUUAAAGAAAAUCAUAAAAUGACAUGAUUCACAAUUCAGAUAUGCUCCUGCAUAUGACCGCUAUGGGGCAAUGCAGCUCAGUCUACUGCUGUCCUGGCAACCUACCAGACAGCGCUCACCUUACUGCUGUCCCCCACCCACUCAGCAACGACGGUAUUAAUGCCGUUUUAGGUUCUCUGUGUGCCUCUCCUCCAUGUCCUCAGUUGUCAUUACAUGGGACUUCAUGUCCCACUUUUCAUUCAUGUGAUGGCUCGUUGCAGUGAUGCAUGACAGCGUGUUCAUAUAAGUCCAACAAUCUGUACAUAAUCAAAAUAUUUCUGCUAAGACGCAAUUUUCAGAUCAGUGACAAGUUACAACAGCGUUUCCCAAACUAGGGGUCUCGACGUGAUUUGAAAAUAGGGUCGUGAGAGAAAAAUAAAAUAAAUGCCGCUUGGUUCAUAGAACCGCGCUUAUAAUAAUAAUAAUAAGUGCGUAAACUCCGAUAUCUUCUACAUGAGCUUGUGUUGUGUAUUUGCUUGGUCUCCUAUUGGGACUAGUGGUGUUUAUAUGCUCUGUCUCAUAAAUGUGGUUGUGACAAACAGAGCAAUGCUCACAAGCAGAACUCGUUAGAACAGAGUGGACAGGACCCAUCACCAAAUCAGACUAGGGGAAAAAGAACAUCAUACACAAUUAUUGCCUGAACUUCCCAAUACCGUUCUGUUGCAGUUUCACUCACUUCAAACCAUACUCGCUUCAGAUUGAAGUACGGUCAGACUGAUUUUGUAAUAGACUGUCAUAGCCGCAAAUAAGAAAGUUAACAUUGGCUGUUGAUUGACAUCACUUUUUUUUACAUGGUGGGGUCGUGAUAAAAAAAGUGUGUGUAUAUAUAUAUAUAAAUAAAUAAAUGGGGUCACGGGGCAAAAAGGUUUGCGAAUCCCUGACUUACCACGUGCAUUAGUAUCAAACAGAGUAAGCAGUGGCGCGCGAAUGAGCACACGGCCACCACUUUCUCCCCAUCAUCUCCCUACAGCGCAGUGGCGCACAUUCAGAUGGCAGGGGUUAAAGUUCUCCGUCACUGCGACGGAGUUCCGUCAUGGAUGACACAUGAGGUUUGAGUAAAUUGGGAUUUUUUUUUAUUUUGUGUAUUAAAAAAACAUUCCAGGCCACACUAUGAACUUCUAAAACUAGAUAGAAAGUAUGUAGAAAUUAUAAUGGACCUAUAUAUUUCCAAAUAACUGCCCUUUUUCUAGCCCUCAAAUUUUUGACAAAUCGGUCAUAAAAUCUGUGCGGCCCUCCAUUGAAUUUCAAAAUCCUGAUGUGGCCCGCUGAUCUGAGAUCGACUUAUGUUUCAGUCAUGGAAAACAGAGGAAACAUUGAGGUACACACACACACCACACACACACAGCUACUGUAUACACACCACUACUGUAGACCUCACACUGAAGGUAACACACAUGCAGUACACCCUAUGCAUUUGACUGUCCAACUUCUAAUUCAUUUAUUUGACCUUUCUUCUCUCUGUUUAGAUGGAGUCAGCUCGUAAAGCGUGGGAGAACUCCCCCAGCCUGGUAGAGAAGAGCUCUCCUGUCACCUCUUCUCCCAUCACCUCCUGCACCUCCUCUUCCUACUCCUCCUUCUCCUCUGCCUCCAUGCCUCAGAUACCAGUGGCCUCUGUUACACCAAGCACCUCUCUGACAGGUACUGUAUUUCUUUGUACGUCCGAUUAAUACUUGUUAUACAAUGCUUUUACACUAAUAUUUGUUACCCGUCUAAUAUAUGGAUUGUUGGGCAACAUCACCCACAUAAACUGCAACAUAAACUGGGUGUAGUGACAUAUUCCCCCUCCCUAGGUGCUGGGACCUACACCACGUCCUCUCUGAGCACUAAGACCACCACGGCCUCUGACCCCCCCAACAUCUGCAUGGUGAAACCCCAGCAGCUGCAGACAGGAUCCAUGGCUGGGACCAGCUUCUCCCAGCUGGGCUGUGUGGCCCCCUUGCUACCCCAGCAGCAACAGACUCCACAGGUCUACGUCUCCCAGUCUGCAGCAGGUGAGACCUCCAACGCAUCUGACGCUUGUAUGCACUUAGAGGUUUUUCCCUAACUACGUUACCUCACCAGGAAAAAAAGUGUCCCUAGUUAGUUACUUAGACUAGCAGAUACUACUAAACUUGAAUGAAAACAGUUCUGUUCAAUGGGUAUGGAGGCUUAUAAGCUUUUAUGAUGAGACAGCUAUUUAGUGUUGUGCUCCUCUCUCUUGUCUCGUAUCAGUGACUGCUGAGUGAGCCUCCCAUUGGCAUGCUAGCUAUAGAGCUGAGUACAGUUGGCCCCAUAGGGAGGUCAGCUAUUAGCCUCUAUCAGAGAGAGCUGAGCCCACAGGAACAGCCAUCACGGCUCAUAGAGGACACGCAUUUAGAGAGGGAAAGGUCAAUGCAUUGACAAUCCUUAUGUGAUCUGAGAUGGAGACAGCUGUGAUAUUACUGAAGGUGAUGCUAGUGAUUAAAGUGUUGUCAGGACACACAAUAGACAUGCGUUUGUCAGGAUUGUGGUGAGUUUGUGAAUUUAGGAGUUUUGAUCCCUUUUUCUCUCUUUCUGUUUCCCUGAUUCUAUUAUCUGUCUCUCUGACUGUCUGUCUCUCUUUCUGUCUCUCUCUCUGUCUCUGCCUCUCUCGGUCUGUCUGUCUGCCUCUCUCUCUCGGUCUGUCUGUCUGCCUCUCUCUCGGUCUGUCUGUCUGCCUCUCUCUCGGUCUGUCUGUCUGCCUCUCUCUCUCGGUCUGUCUGUCUGUCUGCCUCUCUCUCGGUCUGUCUGUCUGCCUCUCUCUCUCGGUCUGUCUGUCGGUCUGUCUGCCUGCCUCUCUCGGUCUGUCUGUCUGCCUGCCUGCCUGCCUCUCUCGGUCUGCCUGCCUGCCUCUCUCGGUCUGCCUGCCUGCCUCUCUCGGUCUGUCUGUCUGUCUGCCUGCCUCUCUCGGUCUGUCUGUCUGUCUGCCUCUCUCUCUCGGUCUGUCUGUCUGUCUGCCUCUCUCUCGGUCUGUCUGUAUGCCUCUCUCUCGGUCUGUCUGCCUGUCUGUCUGCCUCUCUCUCGGUCUGUCUGUCUGCCUCUGUCUGUCUGUCUGUCUGCCUGCCUCUCUCUCUGUCUGUCUGUCUGUCUGCCUCUCUCUCUCUCGGUCUGUCUGUCUGUCUGCCUGCCUCUCUCGGUCUGUCUGUCUGCCUGCCUCUCUCGGUCUGUCGGUCUGCCUGCCUGCCUCUCUCGGUCUGUCGGUCUGUCGGUCUGCCUGCCUGCCUCUCUCGGUCUGCCUGCCUGCCUCUCUCGGUCUGCCUGCCUGCCUGCCUCUCUCUCACUCUCUCUCUCUCUCUCUCUCUCUGUCUCUGUCUCUGUCUCUGUCUCUGUCUCUGUCUCUGUCUCUCUCUCUGUGUCUCUCUCUCUCUCUCUGUGUCUCUCACUCUCUCUGUGUCUCUGUCGCUCUCUCUCUGUCUGUCUGUGGGUUCUGCAGCCCAGAUUCCAGCAUUCUACAUGGACACCAGUCACCUGUUCAGCAACCCCCGCCUGGCACCUCCCUCUCUGGCACAGCAGCAGGGCUACCAGCCUAGACUCUCACAGGUACACACUACAAGGAUCUCUUUAACUAGUCUUAAAGCUUAAACUGUCCUUAUGUAGCCUUAUUCUCCCCUUAUAAAACCUUAUUCUUCCCUUGUGAAGCCUUAUAAGGCCUUAUUUUCUCCCCUCCAGCAGGCAGCGGUGCAGCAGAUUCCAAUCCCCAUCUAUGCUCCCCUGCAGGGCCAGCACCAACACACACACCAACACACACACUCUCACCAGGCCCAGCUAGGCCUCAGCACUGGACCUCCCGUCUCCCAGCCACAGGACCUCUUCAGCUCCUCAAUUCAGCCUUACAGGUAACACACACACUAUGAUAGUAACACACACACACACACAUACACUGAUAUGUGGCAGGAUAUGUUGCUGUUUGUGUAUUUAUCAAACAAUGCUGUUUGGGUGAAGUGUAGUCACUCUGACCGGUAAGAGGUGUGUGUGUGUGUGUGUGUGUGUGUGUGUUUGAUCACACACUAUUUGAACUCUCUCCUCCUCUGUCCUGCAGGUCUCAGCAGGCCUUUAUGCAGAGCAGCCUGUCCCAGCCCAGCCCCAUGAUGUUAUCAGGGCCGUCUCUCCACAGCUACCCAGGGGUUGGGGGCCCUGAUCUGGGCAAGCCUCAGUCCAGCCUGGCCUACCAGCAGCCCUCCAACACACACAUCCCCAUCCUGUUUGAACCGCAGCUCAACCAGCCCUCUGGCAUGGGAGGAUCCCAGCUGAUAGACACACACCUACUGCAGGUAUGGGAUAAGGUACGCACAAUGUAGUAACAACGUUCUUAUAAUGUAUUCACAACUGUUGAGUGGGAGAACUCAUGUUAUCUUGGUAAAUGCUUGAGCUUCUAUGUGGUUAUACAAGAGCUUUGUAAGGAAUAUUGUCUUAACACCCCCCCCCCCCCCCCCCCCCCCCCCCCCCCCCCCCCCUCUCCCUCUCCAGCGUCAGGGGAUGAGUCAGCAUUCUAACCUGUACUCGGGGCAGGUGCAGCAACACGGACAGAGCAGUUACUAUAGUAACACACAGUCUCCUAGCUCUGCCAUGCAGCAGGUAUACACAUUAUUUACACGUUUUCAAACAGAUGAAUGUCAAAACAGACAAUCAUGACAUUGAAACUAACUCACCUCUCUCUCUCUCGCCCUGUCCUCUCUAGGUGCAAGUCCCUCUGCCGGGCUCCCAGCUAGGUCUUCCUAACUAUGGUUCUGGGGGCGGCCAACCCCUCCUGGCGCUGCCACCCACCCCUCCCCAGGCUCAGCCCCCCAGCCGCCAGCCCCCUGUAUCCCAGCCCUACAGGGGACCCUUCGGACCUACACACAGCAUGAUGCAGCCCCCCUCCAGCAAGGUACGCACCAGGGAACGAAUAUAAAGCUCUGCGUAUGUGAGAGAGAGACACUUGUUUGUAUGUCUCGAAGCCUUAUGAUAUUGUAGCUGUGUGUGUGAGCGUUGUGUUGGUGAGAUGCUAGCAGCACAUGAUCUAAUGCGUCUCUGCCCUGUCUGUUUCAUGUCCAGAUGUGUGAGAUGGACCUGAAGCUGUUUGGCAGUGGGAUGGACAUGAAGCCUGGAACUCCUCCUCACAGCGCUAGGAGCACUACCCCUACAUCUAGUCCUUACAGGUAACACUCUCACACACACACUCACCUCUAGUCCUUACUGGUAACACGCACACCUUCUACCUGUUUAUUAGUGUGCCAAGAGCUGAUGUAUUGUUGUGUCUGGUCAGGGCCAGCUCUACGUCUCCCAGCAGCCAGUCCAGUAAGAUGAACAGCAUGCUGUACCAGAAACAGUUCCAGCCCAGCUCUGCUGCCAUGAGGAUCACACAGCACUUCCCUGGACAGUUCAACCCACAGGUAAUACACACUGAAGAGGGAUAGGCCAGAGCCUAACACUAACCCUUUUUAUAAAAAUAAAAUAAAACCUUUCUCCUUCUCUCCCUCCUUUCAGAUUCUGUCUCAGCCCAACAUGGUCUCUCCUCUGGUGCGCCCUCCCCCCCACACCCAACAUGCUAACUCAUUUGGUGGAGGGAUGCAGCGUUCGCCUAUGGGCCCACCCCCCAUGUCUCCCUCCCUGGGAGGGGGUCUGAUGCCUCACCCCCGGCCGCUACCGCAGCAGCAGCAGUUCCCCCAGCAGCACCUCUCCCACCCCCCCAGAGGACCUCCUCCCCCUCUCGCACCUCGAGGCCCACCAGGUCCCAGAGGCAGCCAGGCAGAGCAGGACCUCAAGGUAUAGUAUAGCACUGAAGGGUUAUGGGUACUGUAGUGUACAUGUCUUUGGUGAGCUCUGUACAUGUGUGGUGAUCUCUGUACAGGAGUGUUUCUCAACUUUGGCCCUUGAGUACCCCCAAUGUUACACAUUUUUGCUCUAGUCCUGCUUGCUGAUUAGUUGACUGGUUGAACUAGAAUGUGCCUGGUGGUGAAAAAUCUGAUGUAUCCUAAAUGAACCCAGCAGUACGACGUGAUUAAUUGAUUGAUUUGAUAGCUGUAUUAACUGGUUGAUCUCCUGUCGGUUCCGCAGGCGAAGCAGCGAGCCGAGGUUCUCCAGUCAACUCAUAAAUUCUUCUCAGAGCAGCAGCUCAAGGCUCCAUCAGUCUCCAAACCCUCUCGUCUCGACCAGGGAGGCGACAAACUCCCCCUCGACAUCCUGCCCCCCAACCACCAGACCGUAGGAGUCGUGGAGCGCCCUGAGCCCGACAAACCCUCCCUGUCGGUGGGCAAGCCCAUCCGGACCGGCCCAAUCAAGCCCCAGGCCAUCAAACCGGAGGAGGGGAAGUAG
Molecule: messenger RNA, 19132 nt
Organism: Coregonus sp. 'balchen'
Lineage: Eukaryota; Metazoa; Chordata; Actinopteri; Salmoniformes; Salmonidae
Source: the annotation of a GenBank genome assembly